CGUUUUCUAGUAUUCAUGGCGGCAUCUCAGGCAAGAAACGCUGGGCUGCCGAUAAUCAAUUUUCUCCGGUUGAAAGGAGUGUCCAUUUUGCAGCAAUUGCAUUUGGAAGAGAGGUUGCUGCGGACUUCGUCUGAAAACUGGUGCAUCAUCAAAGACGGAACAACCCGCCCCACCAUCGUCAUGGGUGUUUCAGGGAAACCUAAGGAACUUCUUGAAACUGAUGCUGUUCUAAGAGAUGAAAUUCCAGUCAUCCGAAGGUUUACAGGAGGUGGUACUGUUAUUGUUGAUCAGGGUACUAUUUUCGUAUCGUUUAUAUGCAACAAGGAUGCUAUUCCAGGUUUACAAUCGUAUCCUCGACCUAUCAUGUCAUGGAGCAGCCUAAUAUAUAAGAACAUGUUUCAAGGAAUCGGGGAGUUUGGCCUUCGAGAGAAUGAUUACGUGCUUGGCAACCGCAAGUUUGGUGGAAAUGCUCAGUCUAUUACCAAAAAUAGGUGGGUUCACCAUACUUCCUUUUUAUGGGAUUAUGAGGUCGGUAACAUGGGUUAUCUGAAAAUGCCAACACGAGUUCCUGAAUAUCGACAGGCCAGGAACCAUGUGGAGUUUAUAUGCCGCUUGAAGGAGUUCAUGUCAAGGUCAGAUUUCAUUAAUGGAACCACGGAUGCAGUUGCCGCCUAUUUUGCAUUGAGAUCACCCGAUGCAGACGAUAUCCAGAAUCAUUCCUCUCAAUUUGAGCCGUCCAGUAAGCUAUUAACUCGACAGGAACUCGGAGAUGAAGCCUCUAUUGACCUCGUAGGUACCGUCUCUCAGGCGUUGUGAUAUAAAGCAUUGGGGGAUGAGGUGAGGCAAAUGGGAAGUUUAUUCAAUUUAGGAGAGUAUCACAAGAUCAAUGUGAGGCUAUUUGUAAGCCUACAUGUCCAUGGGGGGGCUUUAUGCCUAUGUUUUUAAAAAGGGGUUCAUUAGGUAUUUGAAUGAGGAACCAUCAAUCUAUGUCUGUGAAUACUACACAGUUAGUAGGUACUUGCAGGCAUGCAAAUAUGCUUUGGAAUGAUGAGCCGUUGUGGCCACAAUGUGAUAAUGUGAUGGUGACAACUUAACAUCAA
This is a messenger RNA of Salvia miltiorrhiza (redroot sage), 1100 nucleotides long. RefSeq lists its product as uncharacterized. Bases 16 to 816 code for a protein of 266 amino acids. NCBI's taxonomy places the organism in Eukaryota, Viridiplantae, Streptophyta, Magnoliopsida, Lamiales, Lamiaceae. Gene Ontology annotation, cellular component: mitochondrion. Gene Ontology annotation, biological process: protein modification process. The transcript has 4 exons. The record is from RefSeq and is a predicted model, not a curated record.